CUGACUGUGGCAGUGAGCGGAGCGGACUGAAAGUGAACGGAGCGGCUCCUGGGUCUCUCACGUCCUGAAAUGCGCUCAGAGCUCAACACCGAGUCCGUCCGCCGUCCUCACAACAUCUCAUCCCCUUAAUGCGGCGCCGGAGGCUUCUGGAAGAGACACUUUCUAAUCCAGGAACCCCUGAAUGCUGAAUUUCCUCUCUCCGGACACUCAGUCCUCGCUUUCUGUGCUCUGGGUUUGUGCACAGACUCCCUCUCUGCUGCAGCACAGAAACCCACCUCACCUCUACAGAAGAGAGGAAGAGUGGAGGGAUUGGAGAGAGUGUGGCAUAUUCAAGGCGAGGCCGACCUGGCUAAUCAUCCGAGGUGUCAAGCUGGUACCUGUCCGAUGUCCUCUCCUCCCACAGUGUGAUGUGUCAUGGCUCCGGUGCUGAGUGGAGUGUGGUGGGGGCCGGAGGCCGGUGUGGUCGGGUCGGAGACGGCAGCCGCUCCUGGCGUGGCGUCGUGGCUGGGUAGCGGGCAGCUGGUCCUGGUUGUCACCCUCAGUGUCCUCACUGCUCUGCUGCUGGUCUCUGUGCUGCUGCUGCUGUGUGCCAGCUGCCAGGGGCAGAAGAAAACAGUGAAUGGACAUCCAGCAGGAGACCAUGAGAACCUCAUGAAUGGGGUGUCAGAGAGAGAGACCAUCAGCCAAUCAGCAGACAGUCCAGUGACUGACGUGGCAAUCAGCAGCUCUCACAAUGGUCCUCUCACCAGCGGUACAAUCCUCACAGACACACAGGACACCAGUCCCCAGUUAUCAGAGGAGAUGCUCUCCAGCCAAUCAGAGCUCAGGUCCUCCAAGUGUCCUCAGGACCGCGAGCUUCCCAGCAUCCCUCCCAACAACGCCCUCAUCGGGGACGGACCCCCAGCCUCGGGGGACAGCACCUAUGAGGUGGUGAAGGAGAUGGCGGUGGCGUCCCGUGACGUCAGCGUCGAAGACUCUCUGUACGAGACGGUCAAAGAGCUCAAAGACCCCCCCGUGAAGCUCGGCCUCCCCAACGGUACCGUCCAGCUGAGCCCCGACGAACCUCCGCCUCACCUUCCCGCCCUCCUCAACGGCCACCUCAGCCCCUGCACACCUGAGCGAGGGCCCCUGUGCGCCGGGGUGGAGUACGCUUCAGUCGACCUGAACAAGAAGAGCCGCCACAGCGUCGACAUGGAGGCCAAACGGCGCUCCGAUAACGCCGCUGUUCCCACACACAAGCCCCUGGAGGAACCGGAGGAGGAUUUACCUCCGCCGGUACCGGAGAAGGUUCUGGAUGAAAACGACAACCAGCCAGUGGUGAUGAAUGGGCUGGUGGGGGCUGGGCUGCACAACGGAGAGUUACACUCCCCUCUGUCUCCUGCACCGGGGUUCGACAACGAUGUUCUGUCAGACAAUGAGUCGGCAGUGUACUCUACAGUCAACAAAACAAACUGUGAUGAUGCUGUUAAUGAGGAAGACAAAGAGCACGACUACAGCAGCAUCGCGGAGAUCAAAGGUCUGGUCCCGGCCUCCUCCUCCAGCGACCUCUACGCUACAGUCCGAGACAUCUACACCCAACCCGACGAGUCCCAGUCAGGCGGGGAAGACCCCAUCCUGGACAGCACAGAUCCCGGCUACGAAACCAUCCGCAUCCCAAAGACUAGCAGCUCGGAUGACGACCACAGGGCGGGUCCGGGGGCCGAGGGCUCAGACGUUGCCAAAGCAGAGCCUGAUUACGAGAGCGUUGGAGAGUUGGGUCUGAGCCGGGAAACCUCCCGCCUUUGAGUUUUUCAUCAUCUACACCUGUGGCAACGCUUCCCCGGCCAGUGCAUCUUACAGGCAUCACUGUAGUGCUUUAAACUUGCUCUCAAGCAUGCUUUUGGCGCAUGACUUGAGGGAAAAAACAGUAGAAAAUGGCACACCAGAGCAUCCAUCAUCAAUGCAUGAGCGUCCUCAUUACAGCCUGGGUACGGUUUAUCAUAUCUGAUUAAUUUAUCAAACAAGGUGAAUGUCAUUGGUACUGGUAGGCCAUAACAACACUUGAUUGAAAAAAAAAAUCUAAUAAAUGAAUUGUCAAAAUAAAUAUCAAAUCUCAAAACUCCAUUUUAAAGGUUAGCUGAGGACGCGAUCAAUGCCUGUCAUUUAAAAAAACAAACACAUACCAAGAAUUCAGUGCCAUAUGCUCAUGCAUUUCAUGCACUUACUGUACAUGUGAAGGUAAUAUUAUUUAUACGUCCCCUCUGCAGCUGCUAGUCUCUCCAGCUUUUUCCAGGUGACUCAGUGUUAUGUUUUAUUGAGGUGUCAGAUGAUGUAUUUCGAGGCCGUUCCUUGUCAGGGUUGGCAGCACCUCCACUGUGCAUUCUCUGCUAGAAAUUCCUGUGAAAAGUGUUCUUGGCACGAAAAGAAAAAAGCCAAUCUGAUCUGUGCUUAGCAGAAACAAAGGUAGCAUUUGAUAGAUAAAACAAACAGACUGCUGCAUACAUGUCCUUUUGCAAAUGUAUGGGCUUUAACAUGUUACAGGGUCAAACUAUUCAUCUGCAGAUUUGCAUUAUGGAAGCAUUUUUCGAGGUUUUACAGUCCAUGUCAAUGAUUUUUGUGAAAUUCAUAUUUAUUUGAAGAUGCAUAUUGUUAUGUAAUUGUGAAAUGUUGCAGAGUGUGUUUGUGAGAGAAACGUAACUAGGCUUUUAUAGAAGUUUCUAGUGGUUUUAUUGAGAUGAAAUGAAAAUGAGUUGUGAGGAUAACAGCAAUUAGGUACGCUUCCCCUUUGACUAUUUAAAGAAUUCCCUGUUUAAAAAAAGAAGGUUGUUUUUGUCAUUUUGCACACAGGUCGAAACCAAUUCAGACUUACAACGUGAUAAAAUGACAUGAUAAAUUUGUAGUAUUGUAUAUUUUUGGUUACCAUGUUUUUGUUGAGUCUAACCUUGGUACAGUCUUCAUCUGGCAUUAAAGCACAGUGUUUAAUAUGACGGUACUGCAUUUAUACACAGGUUAUGAAAAGCAUCAUUACAAGCCAGUUACAUUUAUGCACAAUUUGAACAUCUUAUGCUUUUUAGAAGAGAAAAAAAAAACAUAUCUGUCUGUUUGUAGCUUGUACUGACGACAUGCCAACCAAGGCCUGUAUAUAGUUAGAGCACUAUUUUAACCAGUUGUUACUCAGUGGAAAUUUUAUGUAUUUGUACAAAUGUCCAGAGUGGUAUAAUUUUAAAAGAGCACUGAUGUAUGUAUGAUUUGCUUUAAGGGAAACCCAGUGUGUCCAAUGUUUUUUUUUUUUUUUUUAAAUUUCAUUUCAGUUCUGACAAGUAGUAACCAAGCAGAUGUCAGACAUAUGGUACAACUCUUUUGGUACAUAGCAUUUGAAGAACAGUGUGGUACUUUUAUUAAAAAAAAUAUAUACGUCUGAAUACUGUUGAUUGAUUUUCCAAUUGAAUAGGGCCUGUGCUUUUGUGCUGUAAAUAUAUUUUUCAUUGCUACAGUAUGUACUUCCUCCCUCAUUCGCCAAAAAAAUUGGUGUCAUCUAUUUCCACCCACGUCAAAAAUAUUACAGCUUUACAGUAUCUCAAGCCUUAGUUCAUGUUUUAUUAGACAUGCUGGAGCUUGUUGCAGACAAACACAGCCAGUCCGCUCUGACUGGUAGUGGAUUCAUAAAUGAUAGACAUUUGAAAUGCUGUUGUAUCUCUCAGCAUUGCUACACUGAAAGAGGAUUUUAAAUGAAAUCUCUGUGUUUUAGAUGAGGGGAGAAAACAAUUCUGGCUCAUUUCUGCAAAGAGUUAAUUAUCAAUGUUCAUUUAAAAAAAAUUGCCAAAAGAACAUGAGCAUUUGAAUGCAUUGUCAAGUGACACAACUGCAUAUCAGUGUGGUACCAUCAGAUACAUAUAAUAGUGUUCACAGAGUGCUAUAAAUGACCUCUAAGGAAAUGAUCUGCCAAACGGGGAUGUUUUAGUGCCAAAUCUAAUCAGGACAACACACACGGACACAGUUAAUAGAUACUUAGCUAAAAUCACUUAUUCUCUCUAGCUGUCCAUGUCGGUCAUAUAAACACACACACACACACACACAUUCCUCUCAAGGGAAUGGGGGUGUGGUAGGGGUCCGGAGAAGCUCCCUCGCUGCUCAGCUCCUCCCCUAAUGAGACCAUUUGUUCCCUGUAACAACCAGCAGACGACUCGAUGGUGACACCCGCCUUUGAUCAAAGGGCAAAGCCUGUUUUGGCAGUUAUGGCCACAUCUGUCACUCCACUCUGUCCGGUUUCCAUUCUCUGCAUGUAAAUAUUUUAUGACAUGAAUUGUUCUAUUAAAAUAUAAAUAUAAUAAAUUGUA
Molecule: messenger RNA, 4316 nt
Organism: Amphiprion ocellaris (clown anemonefish)
Lineage: Eukaryota; Metazoa; Chordata; Actinopteri; Pomacentridae
Gene: pag1
Product: phosphoprotein membrane anchor with glycosphingolipid microdomains 1
Exons: 10
Coding region: 415-1785 (456 amino acids)
Biological process (GO): intracellular signal transduction; negative regulation of T cell activation
Cellular component (GO): plasma membrane; membrane raft
Source: RefSeq, a predicted model, not a curated record